Messenger RNA from Temnothorax curvispinosus, 360 nucleotides. Its product is annotated as E3 ubiquitin-protein ligase MARCH5-like. The record is from RefSeq and is a predicted model, not a curated record. Gene Ontology annotation, molecular function: zinc ion binding. The annotation marks the transcript as partial. The transcript has 2 exons. Lineage: Eukaryota; Metazoa; Arthropoda; Insecta; Hymenoptera; Formicidae.
UUAUCCAGCAGGCGAUACUGCUGGGUAUGCUUUGCAACCGAUGAAGACGAUGCGACCGCAGCGUGGGUUAAACCGUGUCAUUGCCGAGGCACUACAAAAUGGGUUCAUCAGGGUUGUAUUCAGAGAUGGAUCGAUGAGAAGCAAAAGGGUCAUGCUGGACAUGCCGUGGCAUGCCCACAAUGCAAUACAGAAUAUAUCAUAGUUUAUCCAAACAUGGGUCCAUUAGUGGUAGUACUCGACACGAUUGAUGCAGUCAUCUUCCGAGUAUGCUCUUUUAUAGCCGCUGGUAUAGUAGUUGGGUCCAUAUAUUGUGUUAUCACGACGCAUGAAAAUGAUUAUAAUAGGUAUUUUUGCAAGUAA